Messenger RNA from Penicillium hordei, 2454 nucleotides. Its product is annotated as Pyridoxal phosphate-dependent transferase major region subdomain 1. Gene Ontology annotation, biological process: molybdopterin cofactor metabolic process. Lineage: Eukaryota; Fungi; Ascomycota; Eurotiomycetes; Eurotiales; Aspergillaceae. The record is from RefSeq and is a predicted model, not a curated record. The coding region runs from base 1 to 2454 and encodes 817 amino acids. The transcript has 2 exons. Gene Ontology annotation, molecular function: molybdenum cofactor sulfurtransferase activity.
AUGGAUAGAGACACUGACCACGAUGCCUACAGCGCUGAAACCUUGCGCGAGACUGAAUAUCCUAUGCUUAAAGGGGAGACAUAUCUCGACCAUACCGGUACGACUCUCUACGCACAGUCCGCUCUCAAAAGCUUCACCGAGGAAAUGUCCACCAGCCUCCUUGGAAACCCGCACUCUGAUUCACGGUCGUCGCAACUCUCAACAAAAAAGGUCGAAGAGGUCCGAAAGCGGACAUUAGAGUUCUUCAACGCCGACCCGGAGCAUUUCGAUUUAGUUUUUGUUAUGAAUGCUACUGCGGCAGUUAAGCUCGUUCUCGAGGCAUUAAAGGAUGUACCCGUGUCCCAGGACCUAGAGAGGACCUCCUGGGGGCCGAGGUUCUGGCUCGGAUAUCAUCUUGAGUCCCAUACAAGCAUUCUGGGUGUGCGCGAACUGGCAGAUGCCGGACAACAUUGCUUCGUCUCGGAUGAUGAAGUCGAGUCCUGGCUCAGACCCACGUCCUCCAAGGACGAGACUGGUCGAUGUCCAGGGCAAAUUUCGAAAACCUUCCAAGUGGGCCUAUUCGCGUACCCAGGACAGACAAAUAUAAACGGACGACGGCUGCCUCUUCACUGGCCAGAAGUUUUACGCCAAUCGAAAGAUGCCUCCCACCAGCGGGUGUUCAGCCUUUUGGAUGCCGCAGCUCUAGCCUCGACCAUGUCACUGGACUGCUUCCGUGAGCCGGAUACAGCCCCCGACUUCACAGCCGUCAGCUUCUACAAGAUUUUCGGCUUUCCUGAUCUGGGAGGGUUGAUCGUGCGCAAGAAAUCUGCACAUGUAUUGCAGCAGCGUUCCUACUUCGGUGGUGGCACCGUGGAGAUGGCCACCUGCUCCGACCGACCAUGGCAUUCUCGAAAAGUAGCCUGCAUCCACGAGGCACUCGAGGAUGGUACUGUCCCAUUUCAUAAUAUCGUUGCUCUCGGAUGUGCUCUUACAACACAUGAGCAGCUGUAUAUCUCCCAGGAGCACGUGUCUUGCCAUACAACCCGCCUCACUGUACGCCUCUACGAGCUGCUCUCUUCUAUGCGCCACUCAGACGGCGAGAGAGUGUGCGAGAUUUAUAAAGAUCACACUGCCACAUAUGGCGACAGUAAGACUCAAGGGAGCAUCAUCGCCUUCAACAUCCGCUCUGAUGAAGGCCGGUGGCUAGGCCUCUCUCAUAUCGAGAAAGCUGCCAAUGAGCACCGCAUCCAUCUUCGCACGGGUACUGUUUGCAACCCAGGGGGCCUAGCAAAGAUACUAAACCUGGAGCAGUGGGAGCUGUUCCAGAACUACACGGCCGGUGUUCGAUGCGGAUGUCGCAGCGUGCUCAUUGGACAUAAGCCUUCGGGUAUAAUCAGAGUCAGUUUGGGCGCCAUGAGUACCAUAAGCGACGUCGAGAUCUUCGUGAGGUUCAUCCGCAACCUCUCCGCGGCUGGCUCUCUUCCUCUGCUGACACCCACGCCUCUUCCCUCGCCCCAGAGCCUUCGACUGCAUACUCUGAUGGUUUACCCAAUCAAGGGCUGCGCUGCAUACACCGUGCUAGAGAAUAAGCCCUGGCAGGUCACCUCAACCGGCCUGCAGUGGGACCGCCAAUGGUGUAUAGUCAACUUGCAAACCGGAUCAGUGGUCGAUAAGAAGGAGGUUCCACGCAUAUUACUUAUCGAGCCUGAGAUCGAUUCCAAAAACGGGAUUUUGCGAAUCAGCGUCCACCACUCGCUGCAGCAGAGCCAUCCCAAACUGCGAGGCACUAUAGAAGUCCCACUGUUCCACCCGGGCGAAAGGAACCCCUCCAACAAGACGGGUAGCUAUCAAUAUUGGACUACCGUCGUCCAGGAGGUCCGCCAUCCCUGCAGCAACGCCCCUCAGCAUGUUCAACUCUAUGAAUCGCCCGAUCUCGCUACCUUUCUGACCGCCGCCCUUACCGUUCCCUGUACUCUCGCGAGGUUUUUCCAUCCGGAAUGUCUACCGGGGCGCCCUUCGGAUCAACUCCCGAACCAUUUGGCGGAGGUGACGGUCUGCUCCAGCCAGGAUUCCACGAUUGAUCGAUAUCCGAUACCCAUCCCAGUUGAAGCGGAGAGUGGCCGAUCCAGACCACGCGCUAUUGCUCUGAUGGAGAUCCUGCGAGUCAAUGCACUGAUGUAUUCUAAUCUAGAGUCUGGGCACCGACAAUGGUAUCUAAUGCGUAUUGGACGGAGGGAUCUAAAUGGUGAAAAUGACAAAGCGCGCGUCAUUCAUUACGGGCGUAUGAAGGCGGUUGAAAUGACCGCGGAGCGACAAGGGCCCGAGAUCUUUGAGGCGACGAGCCCCGUGGUCAAGAUCUCAUGGAGUGAGGGUAGUUGUAGUGGUAGUGAUGAUCAAGUUGAUCAUGAUGCAAAGGUUAUGGGCUCGCUUGAUGGAAUGCUGCCAAUUCAUGCUGGUCAGAUUGUUCAGGUCUAG